Nilaparvata lugens (brown planthopper) is the source of this 583-nucleotide messenger RNA. Its product is annotated as IQ domain-containing protein K. NCBI's taxonomy places the organism in Eukaryota, Metazoa, Arthropoda, Insecta, Hemiptera, Delphacidae. Gene Ontology annotation, molecular function: protein binding. The record is from RefSeq and is a predicted model, not a curated record. The coding region runs from base 1 to 504 and encodes 167 amino acids. The transcript has 6 exons.
AUGUUGUUUUAUUAUUUUUCAGAAAAUUUGAAAUUAUUCAAUAUUAUAAGUGAUUCUCGUCGAAGGAAGGAUUCAUCUUCACAACACGAUGAGCUAAAUUAUUUGAAUAAAGAAGUAUUCCCAAUUCUUCUUCAGUGCUUGUUGGAAGUUCUUGAAAAAACCAAAGCUUUUGACAGUUUUUACAGUCAACGGUUGACCUACAACGGAAUUGACUAUCUGUCUGAGCUGCUCUACAAUUGUAAUCCCAGACAUCCAUUACGAACCAAAAAGCGUCUCUUGAAAAUUCCUUUUGUUCAGAAAUGGCUUGUGAAACAUCCUUGGAAACAGUACGGCAGUGGGGUGGGCUGGUCCGUAGAAAUGGCGGCCAUUGUAAUUCAAGCUCACAUUCGGGGAUAUUUGGUGCGCUGUCGGGCUGAUAUCCAAGAAGUCAGAAAUUUCUGGAAGACGCUGAAACGUAACAAGGAAAUAUCUGAUAAUAGAAAUGGAAUUGGAGAAACACCUUAACUUUAUUUGCCGGCUUUUAUAGUUGCUCUAUUUUUUAAUGAACAUAUAUUGAAGUAAUAAAAAAGGAUGCGUUGUUUAA